Pungitius pungitius (ninespine stickleback) is the source of this 1787-nucleotide messenger RNA. It is a transcript of the gene mtfr2, whose product is annotated as mitochondrial fission regulator 2. The coding region runs from base 255 to 1283 and encodes 342 amino acids. The record is from RefSeq and is a predicted model, not a curated record. Gene Ontology annotation, biological process: mitochondrial fission; aerobic respiration. Lineage: Eukaryota; Metazoa; Chordata; Actinopteri; Perciformes; Gasterosteidae. The transcript has 8 exons. Gene Ontology annotation, cellular component: mitochondrion.
CGUACGCGUGAGCUGAGUGCGAAGCUGCGAGUUAUUGGGGUUUAUCUGCAGUUACGGUUCACAUUAAUAGUUAAUAUGAAAAUAUCGGAACCAACGUAGCGACCAAUGCACGUUUUGACAAGAAAAGUCCACAGUGUAAAGCAUGUGACUUGGCGCCUUUCACUCUGCGUUGGCCUCUUACCAAGUUAGUCAGUAGAAAGAGGAUCUUUACCGUCAUCAGCUGGUGCAACAAAACACGACAAACAGUCACUCCAAUGUCUUUAGUGGAGGACUUUCUGGACGUGCUGCACAUGGUCUUGGAGUACUUUGGAGUGCCCCCUGACAUGCUGGUUCCAGUGUGGGACAGUCAGCUGUGCGGCCAGUAUCGCAGUGUUGUGCGCAUGAUCGGGACCAACCUCCCACUGACGCCUACGCCGCGCAUCCACUUUCAGAUCCCUCUGCUGGGCUACAGGCCCAAUGGUUACGUGGACACCGCUGCGGAGACACCGGCCAUCCCCUCGUUUGCUGACGUCCUUUGGGUGUUUGAGGAUGAAGGCGAGAGCUUCGCCAAGACCAGGAACCAUUUGCCUCCAGCGAGGCGAGAUGCUGUGAACGGGGAUGUGGCGAGGUACCCCGGACGGGCCCAGGGUGAAGCCCAAAGGGUAGGCGGAUCAGCUGGUUCGGACGCUCUGAAGAAGAUCACGGCGCUGGAGAGCGAGCUGCUCAAACUGCGCGCUCAGAUCGCCAUGAUCGUUACUGCCGCUCCCGCCGCAGGUCAGCUGGAGUCCCACAGUAACCCGGGCACGCCCACGACGUCUUCCAACCUUCCGGCGGCUCGCACCUCCACGCCUCGCUGUGCUGCUCCCCCACCGCCUCCUCCCCCACCGCCUCCUCCUCCUCCCUGCUCUGACUCCUCCGCUGAGACUCCGUCCAUAUUGGAGCUGAUCCGCCUGCGCAGGAGGAACGAGAACAACCUGGUCAAGGCCCCGCCCCGGGACGCCAAGGCGACAGGGUUCCCGUCCAUGCUGGACGUUCUCAAGGACUUGAACCAAGUGAAGCUGCGUUCAGUGGAGAGAUCCCCGGGGGGCACGCCGGUCGGGCGGAGACGCAGCAAGGGGGGUCCAGCGCUGCUGAGCGACCCGGCGGCGCUCAUCGCCGAGGCGCUAAAGAGGAAGUUUGCUCAGCAUCGGCACAACAACUCCUCGGAUAAAGAAAACUCCCUCGAAGUCUCGCCGUUCGGGAGUCCGGAAACACCCAAGGCUCCUCCCCAUCUCAGACGCAGUAAGGGCCGCCUCCAUCUCUGACCACAAAGUGUCGAAGGUCAGACAGCCGCAGCUCCCUUGGACGUGCCUCAAAGACAAGCCACUACUGCAGCAGCUGACCUCCGCUCCUUUUUUAUUUGUGUUGGUCUUUUCCCUUGUUCUUGAAAGAGUGUGUGUCUCACAAUGAGCAAAGUUUUGUAUCUGUUACGUCUCUGAUUGUUGGGAGGCUCAGGCGGAUGUUUGUGUUACAGCGGUUGCUGGAAAAAGCAAUUUGGUUCGGUUGUUUUUGUUCAAUGGAGUCUUAAGAUGUUAAUAUCUUUUUAAAUAUAAUAAUGUAUUAAAAGCAGGUUUGCACUGGAGCUUUUAGUCAUCCUGCUUAAAGUAACUUUGGGGCUGUAUAAUUCUUACCUCAACCAAGUGAAAUGAACGAUGGCUGCUGAGAUUCACGCAGCUCUACUCUAUGCAACGGCUUUUUUCAGAUUGUUUUAUUGUACAUUAAAGUGUUGAAGUGCACUGAUCAAUUUUUAUUGCCAUUCUCUUGUUUUG